Molecule: messenger RNA, 1317 nt
Organism: Cyclocybe aegerita
Lineage: Eukaryota; Fungi; Basidiomycota; Agaricomycetes; Agaricales; Hemipholiotaceae
Source: the annotation of a GenBank genome assembly
AUGGAAUCAGUCAACAACGACCCCGAACUGGCAUCGGAGAUGCUGGGUCUGAUGGGCAAAGAGCUGAAGGCGGCGAGGCUCAGGAUCAAGGAGCUCGAAAGCGAGUUGGAAAAAUCUCCCACCAUCGCUGUCCACAGAUAUUCGGAAGAGGUGACUGACUUCAAGGAACGCACCGAGGCGGCAGAAUAUUCUAUGAUCAUCCUCCGAAAACACGUAGACGAGGUGAACGCGGAAAACACGAGGCUGCGGCUUGAGUUGGAUGGGUUGAAGGAUAGCAAGACGUGGAUCAAAAAGGAGGAGCAACCUGCUCAUGAACCACCGAGAGAAGCCACCGUCUCAACCGAUAUUCAACCGAGCCUUGGUGGUAUCAGCAACGAAGAAAAGAUCAAACACCUUGAGGAAGCCCUUGAAAAAUACUAUGCAAAGUACAAGGCCCAAAAGGAGCUAAAGCUGGAACUGAAAGUGGCUAUAGAGACGUUGGAAGACGAGAAGGGGUGCAUUCAAGAAGAUAACCUCAUUCUGCAGAAGAAAGUGGCUAAAGCAGAGGAUCGAAUAGCAAGAUUGCAGAACAAGACACAAGAAAAGGCAGAAAAGUCUAAAAGCCAAACCCUCAAGGAAGAACUGCGUCCUGAAGAGAGGCUCUCAUCGUUUUCCGAGCUCUCUGAAUUUAAAAAGUAUAUGUCGGCUCUCCCAAGAUAUUCGGAGAGGCCGGCACCGGCUCAGCUACGCCCUAUUUGCCACGAAGGUGUCGAUCUGAACGCCUAUUUAUCAGCGGAUUCUCGAACAGCCUCUUGCGCGCAAAGCUUGUUGUACUCCCCCGGACGGAUGACAUGGACCUCUUCAGACGCACACCAUGCCCUUAUUCUGGGCCCGAUCCACGUCUUCGACGACCUAAGGAAGACCUGGCAAAAAGUCUCCACUCUGCGGCACCUGUAUGACCAGACGUUCCAUGUCUUUUUCCCAAGGAACAACUGCAUCUUGUACGGCGGUCUAUAUAAAGUCCAUAGCUUCAGGGAUAAACAUCCGGACGGCUGUCUACUCAGCGGUGCUUCAGGUUUAUCGCUCGCUGAGGCAACGAUAGUGAACGCGUCUUCUGUCGGACAUAAUCCAAGAUCUAUCAAACCUUCGGACAUUGCUCGACUUUAUAUGGAUGGAAUUUUGAAAGUAGAGCCUGUGGGACUGCAAUGUGUAGGGUUUGACAAGGAGCUGUACGGCGUCCUCAAACGGAAAUUUGAGGUCAGUCUUCCGGUAGAAAAACGGAAAGAGGUGAACCCCAAGACGGGACCGACGCCAAAGAAAAGAAAAUUGGAGAAGUAG